Messenger RNA from Bipolaris maydis ATCC 48331, 745 nucleotides. Lineage: Eukaryota; Fungi; Ascomycota; Dothideomycetes; Pleosporales; Pleosporaceae. The record is from RefSeq and is a predicted model, not a curated record.
AUGCCGCCUCCCCCAUCACGCUGCCCUCAGCCCAGAAUGUCAGCGUCGGUUGAAACGCCAAAAGUGAAGACGGGCGGCCAAUGGCCCGUUUCCUCAUCAAAUGCGACUGCCGGCCGGCUUGCCUCCACAUCACGACGGUCACAGGAGGAAAAAGCAAUGGCCGCAUACGAGUGCAAUGUGGCCAUAUGCGCUGCCUCCAGGACGCGGGGUAGCUGGGGGACACGUUGCCCAAAGCGCUCUAGCCUUUCGGCCCGCUCUUACCUGAUCGACCUGUACGACCAGGAACUCCACAAUGCAGACGCGCCGCCGCUCAUCCAACAGCAACACGGCCUGCCCAUCGCAACUCCUGCUCCUGCUCCUGCUCCUCCAAAAGCAAUGCGUCUCGUAUACCUGCAACACUGUUUUUUUGCGCUUCCGUGCACAAGCAUUCGUCAGCUCGAACCAGGUUCGCUUUCUCUCUCGCUUCUUGCUGCGGCCGGCACUGCAUGUGGCUUGUCCCCAUGGCCCCCGACGCGCAUCACAGCAGCCUCAUCUGACCAACGACGUGGUCCGGCGUUUUCUCGGCAAUCUGACAUUGCUCACUACACUGCGCCCUUUCGAUUAUGCAGUCGCUCAAACUAUAUGCAUUGACGACUGCAACUGAUGAGCCUGGUGGCGAUCUCCACGACGCCAUAUCUCGGCUGCGCUUACCACGCGCGGUGCGCUACACUACGGUAGUAUCUAUUAAUGCGCUUGUCACAGCGCU